Molecule: messenger RNA, 1744 nt
Organism: Anastrepha ludens (Mexican fruit fly)
Lineage: Eukaryota; Metazoa; Arthropoda; Insecta; Diptera; Tephritidae
Product: cyclin-dependent kinase-like 1
Exons: 8
Coding region: 167-1495 (442 amino acids)
Biological process (GO): protein phosphorylation
Cellular component (GO): nucleus
Molecular function (GO): cyclin-dependent protein serine/threonine kinase activity; ATP binding
Source: RefSeq, a predicted model, not a curated record
GUUGUCGGGCGUUCUAUAAAUAUUUUUAUGCUAUAUGCUAUACUAAUUGUGACGUCGCAAGUUUGCUUAAAUUUUUGGUGACGGUGGUGCAAUUGCUAUUUUCGGUGUAAUUUGCGUAGGCGCACGCUUGUAAUAAGACACUUUGUUAAGUUCCAAAUUUCGAAAAAUGUUUGAGCUCUCAAAACUAUUUUCGCUGAGACGACCUCAGGGCAGCAGCAAAAUGGAUCGCUAUGAGAAGUUAAGUCGGCUUGGCGAGGGUUCCUAUGGAGUUGUAUACAAAUGUCGCGAUCGCGAAACAGGCGCUUUGGUAGCAGUCAAACGUUUUGUGGAAUCCGAAGAUGAUCCGGCCAUUAGAAAAAUAGCUUUACGUGAAAUUCGGCUGCUAAAGAAUCUGAAACAUCCAAAUCUGGUCUCACUACUGGAGGUAUUCCGGCGCAAACGACGUUUGCAUUUGGUAUUUGAAUUUUGUGAGCUGACAGUGUUACACGAAUUGGAGCGACAUCCACAAGGCUGUCCGGAGCAUUUAACCAAACAGAUCGUCUACCAGACAUUGCAGGGGGUGGCUUAUUGCCACAAACAGGGUUGCCUGCAUCGUGACAUCAAACCAGAGAAUAUACUGUUGACAGCGCAGGGACAAGUGAAGCUGUGCGAUUUCGGUUUUGCGCGCAUGUUGAGUCCUGGCGAGAAUUACACAGACUAUGUGGCCACCCGCUGGUAUCGUGCGCCUGAGCUGCUAGUCGGCGAUACGCAAUAUGGCACUGCAGUGGAUGUGUGGGCAAUUGGCUGCCUCUUUGCGGAAUUGGUGCGCGGCGAGGCGUUGUGGCCGGGUCGCAGCGAUGUGGAUCAGCUGUAUUUGAUACGCAAGACAUUGGGCGACCUGCUGUCAAGGCACAUACAGAUUUUCUCACAAAAUGAGUAUUUCAAGGGCAUCACAUUGCCGGUACCACCAACGCUCGAACCGCUAGAAGACAAAAUGCCCGCUAAAUCCCUACAAAAUCCGCUCACCAUUGACUUUCUCAAAAAAUGCCUGGACAAAGAUCCGGCCAAGCGUUGGUCCUGCGAAAAGCUCAUCAAACACUCAUACUUCGAUGAUUACGUUGCCAAACAACGUGAACUGGAGCAUGUUAAUAGCCUAGAGGCGGCCGCACUCCAACGUCAACAGCAAUUUGUGCAGCAACAGCAACAGUUGCAGCAACAUUUGAUGCUGCAGCCGCAUAGCCAACAAUUGCAGCCACAAUCACAACAGCACACACCACUGCAGGCGCAGCAGCAGCAGCAGCAACAACAACAGCAGUUAUCACAACAACAACAACACACCCCACUGCUGCUGGCAGCGCAAGCGGCGCGUGACAAAUCCAAGACUUCAAAUACAUCGCUUCCAUUGCUGACCAACACUCAGCUGUCGCACCAUCAUCAGGACUACGUGAAGCUGCAGCCGAUUAAUAAGAAUGCCACAUUGCUCCAUCGCACCGAACACCAUUUGCCAACGAUAUAGUGUGGCGCAACGUGACUUAGUAGCAAAUAAGUGACAACUAGGCUGGCUGGUUGGUUGGCUGGCCGUUCGAUUGUUUGGCUGAUUGGCAGGCUGCUGUGGCAAUACUGGUUUGGCAAAUGUGGCACAAUGCUCAUGCUGGACGGUGGGCGACCAUCAGCCGGUUGCAACUGCACUCUUUUGUGAUUGAUAAGAAUAUCCGUGGCUGUCGCAGCGCUUAAUUGGGGAAUUUAAAGGCAAACGGAAUUCAGC